GCAGCGAGGAGGUCGCGGGGUUAAGGGGAUUAGAAAAGACUUCGGCCUCUGCUCUAUGAUCGCGGCCUGGAGGCAUUCUCUGCAGAGGGUCCAAAAUUACUUCCGGAAGAGAGGCCUCUACCUCCUCUGUUUCCGCAGGGGUCGGGGCUGAGGGUGACGGCCAGGUUGGCCCUGGGACGAACGGAAUGAUUAAUGAUGCUUUGCAGUACUUUUCUAAGUCUACAAUUUUCUGUGUCUGUGGAUCCCAGAAUUUGCUAAGAGAUGGAGGAGCCUCAAAAGAAUGAUCUGAAAACAAUGGGCCUUGAGAAAGAGGAUGCUCUCAAAAGCACCAGCCCUCAGAUUUCUGUCAGUGAAUUUUCUUGCCACUGCUGCUAUGACAUCCUGGUUAACCCUACCACCUUGAAUUGUGGCCACAGCUUCUGCCGGCACUGCCUAGCUUUAUGGUGGGUGUCUUCAAAGAAAACAGAGUGUCCAGAAUGCAGAGAAAAGUGGGAAGGUUUCCCCAAGGUCAAUAUUCUCCUCAGGGAUGCCAUUGAAAAGUUAUUUCCUGAUGCCAUUAGAAUGAGAUUUGAAGAUAUUGAGCAGAAUAAUGACAUAGUCCAAAGUCUUUCAGCCUUUCAAAAAUAUGGGAACGAUCAGAUUCCUUUAGCUCCCAACACAGGCCGAGUGAAUCAGCAGAGAGGAGGGGGGUUCUUUUCUGGAGUGCUCACAGCUUUAACUGGUGUGGCAGUGGUCCUGCUUGUGUAUCAUUGGAGCAGCAGAGAAUCUGAGCAUGACCUCCUGGUCCACAAGGCUGUGGGCAAAUGGACAGCAGAAGAAGUUGUCCUCUGGCUGGAGCAGCUGGGUCCUUGGGCUUCUCUCUACAGGGACAGAUUUUUAUCUGAAAGAGUAAAUGGAAGAUUGCUUUUAACAUUGACAGAGGAAGAAUUUUCAAGGGCACCAUAUACUAUAGAAAACAGCAGCCACAGAAAAGCUAUCCUCAUGGAACUAGAACGUGUUAAAGCACUAGGUGUGAAGCCCCCACAGAAUCUCUGGGAAUAUAAGGCCGUGAACCCAGGGAGAUCCCUGUUCUUGCUGUACGCCCUCAAGAGCUCCCCCCGGCUUGGUUUGCUGUAUCUGUACCUGUUUGACUACACAGAUACCUUCUUGCCCUUCAUCCACACCAUCUGUCCUCUGCAGGAAAAUGGUUCUGGGGAAGACAUCAUCGCCAAGCUUCUGGAUCUUAGGGAACCCACAUGGAAGCAGUGGAGAGAAUUCCUUGUCAAAUAUUCCUUCCUUCCAUACCAGCUGAUUGCUGAAUUUGCUUGGGACUGGCUAGAGGUCCAUUACUGGACGUCACGGUUUCUCAUCGUCAAUGCCAUGUUACUUUCAGUUCUAGAAUUAUUCUCCUUUUGGAGAAUCUGGUCAAGAAGUGAACUGAAGACUGUGCCUCAGAGAAUGUGGAGCCAUUUUUGGAAAGUAUCAACACAAGGGCUUUUUGUGGCCAUGUUCUGGCCCCUCAUUCCUCAGUUUGUCUGCAACUGUUUAUUUUACUGGGCCCUGUACUUCAACCCAAUUAUUAACAUUGAUCUUGUGGUAAAGGAGGUUCGCCGGCUGGAAACUCAGGUGUUGUGACUGGCACUGCCCAGGCUCUGAGAGACUCUUCUAGCCUCCCUUACGUCCGAUCUUUGAUGUUUAAGAGGGGUGAGGUAGGGAGAGGAUGUCCUCCUUUCUACCCCAGCAAAGUAAGGUUCUGCUUUGUAUAU
Molecule: messenger RNA, 1745 nt
Organism: Otolemur garnettii (small-eared galago)
Lineage: Eukaryota; Metazoa; Chordata; Mammalia; Primates; Galagidae
Gene: BFAR
Product: bifunctional apoptosis regulator
Exons: 8
Coding region: 262-1614 (450 amino acids)
Biological process (GO): proteasome-mediated ubiquitin-dependent protein catabolic process
Cellular component (GO): nucleus
Molecular function (GO): protein binding; ubiquitin protein ligase activity
Source: RefSeq, a predicted model, not a curated record